Xylona heveae TC161 is the source of this 1008-nucleotide messenger RNA. RefSeq lists its product as hypothetical. Lineage: Eukaryota; Fungi; Ascomycota; Xylonomycetes; Xylonales; Xylonaceae. The transcript has 3 exons. Gene Ontology annotation, cellular component: SAGA complex. The record is from RefSeq and is a predicted model, not a curated record. Bases 43 to 1008 code for a protein of 321 amino acids.
GGCGAUGUGAAAUUACAAUUUGAAACGGCAACAAAUCACAAGAUGGCUGCCCGAAAUAGACCGCGUGGUCUAGUCAAAGAAGACGUCGCUGAUGCUCAUGAAGAGCGAAAUAUGUGGAAUCAAAUUGUGACCGACAUGAAGAAGCUCAAAGCCCUGCAUGCACGUGCCGCCGAAGUCUCCAAGUUGAUCGUCGAGACGGAAGAGCGACUGGCUGAACAAGGAACACCAACUGUGGCUGAGAUUGACUCGUUGCAACAUUUGUAUCGAGAAGGGCUCAAAUUAGCAGAGGAGGAGCAAAAAAUUCUCAAAGAGGAACCAAAUGAUGUGGUUAAAAAUAUAAGCAUCCUUACUGCGCUUCGGAGCGCCAGUGAGACAGAUCCGCCGCGCUCAAGUAACCCUCUUAAGCCCCGUAAUCCCAAGCGAAGGCUUGAGACAGACGGGGCGGGAGACUCUCCUGGUCCUUCCUCUGGGACUUCCAGUGCUGGUCAACGCUUCAAAGGGUCCAAUGGUAGAAGUACCUCUGUUCCGUUCGGAAGAGAGGGCCGCGAGGUCACUGUGAAACUGGAGGAUGGCGCGGAGACACCCAAAAACCCGUUUGCUGAGAAAUAUGGGCAGCUGGUUGUUGGUGCUGAUGUGGCCUAUAAACAGAGCAAAGCAAAAGGCGUUGAGGGAGACUGGAUCCAGUGCAACAUAUCAGCCGUUCUUGGCGAAGGCAACAAGCGGCGAUACGAGGUGCAGGAUGCCGCGCCGGAGGAUAACGGCGCACCAGCUGCCACUUACAAAACUUCCGCAGCCUCGCUGAUCGUCAUCCCAGCCCAGGGUACCCCGCUGCCGGAAUAUCCAAAAGGCAAGCAAGUCCUCGCUCUGUAUCCGGACACUACUACCUUUUACCGAGCAGAGGUGAUGCGAACUAAGAACAAUACCUGUGUGCUUAAAUUUGAAGGUGAAGACGAAAUCAACAAGGAAAUGGAAGUAGACAGGCGCUUUGUGCUGGAUGUGUCCAAAUAA